Molecule: messenger RNA, 557 nt
Organism: Eucalyptus grandis
Lineage: Eukaryota; Viridiplantae; Streptophyta; Magnoliopsida; Myrtales; Myrtaceae
Product: autophagy-related protein 8f
Exons: 2
Coding region: 6-236 (76 amino acids)
Biological process (GO): cellular response to nitrogen starvation
Source: RefSeq, a predicted model, not a curated record
ACUUAAUGUUGAAAACUUGCAGAUAUCUUGUCCCAGCCGACCUUACCGUGGGUCAGUUUGUCUACGUGAUCAGGAAGAGAAUUAAGCUGAGCGCUGAAAAGGCGAUCUUCAUAUUUGUUGACAAUGUCCUUCCACCCACAGGAACAAUAAUGUCUGCCAUUUACGAUGAAAAGAAAGACGAGGACGGGUUUCUCUACGUCACCUACAGCGGAGAAAACACAUUCGGUGACAACUGAUUAUGGCCAAGUGCUGCCGCCCAUUUCUUUAUCCCCAUCUCACUUUAUCCCCAUCUCACUGCCAUCAGUUUCCUCGUGCUGAACUCUGGCCUGUAUAUAUAUAUAUAGCCAUUGUGCUUAUGUGGGUAAUCCAUUCUAUGUAUAUAAUAAGCAUUCGUCGAAACCUAUGAUGCUAAUGAACAACUUGGUACAUAACAUGCAACGAUCCUCCGGUCCAGUUUAUGUACUGCUGCUGGGCUGGGUGGACAUAUCCCCGAGCUGAAGAUUAUGCAGAAUGCUUGGGUAGUUCCACUGGUGUUGGAAGUUGAUUUUUAUCCUCAA